GGCGGCGGCGCCAGAAAUCCCAGGAGUCAUGUUGCCGGAUGUGCUGGUGGUGUCCGCUCCUGGGAAAGUUAUCCUUCAUGGAGAGCAUUCAGUGGUCCAUGGCAAGGUAGCACUGGCUAUGGCCUUGAACUUGAGAACAUUCCUUAAACUUCAACCCCAGAGCAACGGCAAAUUGACCCUCAAUUUACCAAACAUUGGCAUCAAGCUGGCCUGGGAUGUGAACAGACUUCAGCAAUUGGGCUUUCUGGGGACUGGAGACAGCUCACCUGCGCCCAGCCCCGCACAGCUGGAGAAGCUGAAGGAGGCGGUGGGCUUGGCCCAGAUUACCGCCAGCUCUGACACUGACCCCAAUUGCCAGGCCAUGCUGUGCUUCCUCUUCCUGUACCUGUCCAUCUGCCGGAACCAGAGGGUCCUGCCCAGCAUGACCAUCACCGUGUCGUCCGAGCUGCCUCCCGGGGCUGGCCUGGGCUCCAGCGCUGCCUACUCUGUGUGUUUGGCCACUGCCCUCCUGACUAUGUGCGAGGAGAUCUCCAGCCCCUUGGAGGCAGGGGAGUCCUCAAGCAACAGGUGGACCUCGGAGGACCUGGAGCUGAUAAACAAGUGGGCCUUCCGGGGAGAGCAGGUCAUCCACGGGAACCCCUCAGGCGUGGACAACUCCGUCAGCACCUGGGGAGGUGCCCUUCGGUACCAGCAAGGAAAGGCAACAUCCAUAAAGAGGGUCCCGUGGGGCCAGGGCUGGCUGCCACCACUCCCCAGCUCCUCCAUCCUGAGCUCACCAGAGAACCCCUCUUCCCCCAGGCCGCCUGCAUUGAACAUCCUGCUGACCUACACCCGCGUUCCCCGAAGCACCAAGACACUCGUGGCCAGAGUCCAGAGCCGGCUGCAGAAGUUCCCAGACGUGGUGAGCCCGCUGCUGAGCUCCAUGGACGCCAUAUCCCGGGAGUGCCAGCGUGUGUUGGAGGAGAUGGUGACGGCCCCAGCCCCAGAGCACUACCUGGAACUGGAGGAGCUCAUCGACAUGAACCAGCACCACCUGAACGCGCUCGGGGUGGGCCACACCUCGCUGGACCAGCUGUGCCAGGUGACCAAGGCCCACGGGCUGCACAGCAAACUCACGGGCGCAGGCGGAGGCGGCUGUGGCAUCACACUCCUCAGGCCAGACCUGGAGCGGCCCGAGGUGGAGGCCACGAAGCAGGCCCUGACCAGCCUGGGCUUUGACUGCUGGGAGACGAGCAUGGGGGGCCCCGGAGUUUUGGUGCACACGGCCACCUCCCUGGACGCCAGCGUGCAGAGCACCCUGGCCAGCCCGUGAGCUCCCCGGAGUGAGGCCUGUUGGACACUGGCUGACCGACCCUC
This is a messenger RNA of Suncus etruscus (white-toothed pygmy shrew), 1356 nucleotides long. RefSeq names its product mevalonate kinase (gene MVK). Gene Ontology annotation, molecular function: mevalonate kinase activity; ATP binding. The record is from RefSeq and is a predicted model, not a curated record. The coding region runs from base 29 to 1312 and encodes 427 amino acids. The transcript is spliced from 11 exons. Gene Ontology annotation, biological process: isoprenoid biosynthetic process; cholesterol biosynthetic process. Gene Ontology annotation, cellular component: cytoplasm. Lineage: Eukaryota; Metazoa; Chordata; Mammalia; Eulipotyphla; Soricidae.